AUGUUGAAGCAUAUUAACUGUUUUUCCAAUUUCAAGAGCUUUUAUAUAGCGGUCCUGUUCCCUUCCAUUUCCACCCAUUUGCUCGUCGCGCGGGGCGGGUGGCAACAGUGCCACAUGUUUGCCCGCACCCCUUUGCUCCACAAAUUCCCACGCCAAGUAACAAUCCAGCGCAUCAGCCAGGCGCCUCCGCGCCCGUCGCAACAAACACACUCUACACUUAUCGUACAGAAUUCCUUCCUAGACUCCCACAUCUCAAGAACUCCAUGCGAUAUCCCAACAUCCCUAGAGUGCAUAAUGAAUGCAGCGCGAACGGCAAAACGAAUCCUUCUAGGACAUACGCUGUAA
Messenger RNA from Bipolaris zeicola 26-R-13, 345 nucleotides. RefSeq lists its product as uncharacterized. The record is from RefSeq and is a predicted model, not a curated record. The transcript has a single exon. Lineage: Eukaryota; Fungi; Ascomycota; Dothideomycetes; Pleosporales; Pleosporaceae. Bases 1 to 345 code for a protein of 114 amino acids.